Molecule: messenger RNA, 1659 nt
Organism: Exophiala viscosa
Lineage: Eukaryota; Fungi; Ascomycota; Eurotiomycetes; Chaetothyriales; Herpotrichiellaceae
Product: ceramide glucosyltransferase
Exons: 2
Coding region: 1-1659 (552 amino acids)
Biological process (GO): glucosylceramide biosynthetic process
Cellular component (GO): membrane
Molecular function (GO): ceramide glucosyltransferase activity
Source: RefSeq, a predicted model, not a curated record
AUGUACACCGAGAUCAUCGCAAGAGUCUGCAUCGCCUGGUAUAUCUUCAUAGCCUGCGUCUGCACAAUCGGAUACGUUUACCUCUUCAUACACUAUCGUCGUGCGCCUGCUCGAGCGGCCGUUCUUGCAAAACCAAGCCAGGACAUCCCACAUGUCACCGUCAUCCGCCCAUGCAAGGGCAUCGAGCCCUACCUCUACGAAUGUCUCGCCUCGACGUUCCAACAGGACUAUCCCCGGGACAGGAUAACAGUGUACUUUUGCGUGGCGUCGCGCUCAGAUACCGCAUACAAAACCAUUGAGGCCGUCGUCAAAGACCACCCGGACCACGAUGCGAGAAUCUACAUCGAACAGGAGGACAAUGAAGCCUCCGACCAGGAUCGCUACAGGGCGCACCUGGGCCCCAACCCCAAGAUCAGGAACAUGAGUCGAGCGUACCGCGAAGCGAAAGGCGACCUGAUCUGGAUCAUAGACUGCAACGUCUGGGUCGGCCCAGGAAUCUGUGGCCGCAUGGUUGAUCGGCUCUGCGGAUUCACGUCCACCGACAAGUCCGCAACACCCUACAAACUCGUCCACCACCUCCCCAUCUCAGUCGACGUAGACAACUACUCGAUCGGGCGCAAACGAACAGACUCCUCAGCCUACGACGAGACAUCCUCAACCGACUUGUCGCAAUCAUCCCUAGUCCGCUCGACAGCUCUAACGCGAAACAUCAAUCGCUACGGCGGCCGUCUAGAAGAACUAUUUCUCUCAUCCGCCCACGCAAAGAUGUAUGUCGCAAUCAACAUGGUCGCCGUCGCCCCUUGCAUCGUCGGCAAAUCCAACAUGUUCCGUCGCUCGCACCUCGACCGCCUGACCUCUGAACGAGCCCGCCUGGAGUUCCGAAAGAAAGCCGAGGAUCCACCCCGAGAGACAAGCACAGGCAUCGACUACUUCUCCCGCAACAUCUGCGAAGACCAUCUGAUAGGCGACAUGCUUUGGAAAUCCAAAGUCCCGUCCCUGCCGGGCUGGCCAAAACGAAUGCGCAAUCACGCCCUCGUCCUCGGCGAUCUAGCGAUCCAGCCUGUCUCCGGCAUGACCGUCGCCAAUUACGUCGCCCGACGGGUGCGGUGGUUACGCGUGCGCAAGUUCACUGUCCCGACCGCCACGCUCGUCGAGCCCGGCACAGAAAGCUUCUUGUGCUCCGCAUACGGUGCCUUUGGCUUGACUACGUGCCAAUCGACGCGGGCGAUCUUCGGAGAGACAUGGACGUGGUUUUGUGUCUGGUGGCUCGUCAGUAUCUGCGUCUGGGCUGCUGUCGAUUGGACAGUCUAUCUGCUCUUGCACUCUGGGCGUACAAUCGAGGCUGCGAAGGACGAAGCGAACAUUCCUGAGUUUGCAACGCCGUUGAAUCAAUCCUUGAUACAAGCCAGGCGGUCGUUCAAGACCUGGCUAUAUGCAUGGCUGGGCCGGGAAGCACUUGCCCUGCCGGUCUGGACGUGGGCCAUCUGGGGCGGCGCGACUGUGACUUGGCGAGACCGUCGGUUUUGGGUCGGACUGGAUAUGAAAGUGCACGAGAUACGAGAGUCUCAUGAGAAUAGCAACGGCAUUUCACGUUUGGGGCAAGGCAAUGGUCGUGCAAACGGCGACGCAUAUGUUGACGGGAAAGCUAGAACUGAGUAG